GCGGCUGAGGCGGCCGCUCCCGCCAUGCUGAAGCUGAAGCUGCUGCUGGUGGGGCCCCGCGAGUCUGGGAAAUCCGUGUUGGCAAACUUUGUUUCGGAGAGCACAGAAGCGAUUGGCAGCUACAGCCCGACGCAAGGUGUAAGAAUCCUGGAGUAUGAGAAGCCAAACUGGAAUGGUAACAGCAAGGGAGCUGGGUGUCGAUUUGAGCUGUGGGAUUGCAGUGGUGAUCAAAAGUUUGAAACAUGCUGGCCAGCUCUGAUGAAGGACUCUCAUGGUGUAAUAAUCAUCUUCAACCCCGAGCUGCCCAGUCACCUGAAAGAAAUUGAAAUGUGGUACUCCUGUUUUGUGCAGCAGCAGCCACUGCUUGAUAAUCAGUGUCUCCUAGUUGCACAUCACAAACCAGGCAGUGCAGGAGACACAGAAAACUUGUCCUUGGCUUACCCACUGAACAAGCUAAAACUAAUACAUUCCAACUUGGAAGAAGAUCCUGAAGAUGUUCGGAUGGAAUUUAUUAAGUACUUCAAAAGUAUCAUCACCUUAAUAAAUGAGAGCAGAGAGAGUGAAGAAAUGUCAAUUAUCUCCUAACAUUAAAAGGAAGGUAAAGGAUUAUUUUCACUUUGUAAACUCUACUAGCCUGUGAGCAGGUCCUCACCAUGAGUAUUUGCCAGCCUAUAAACACUUCAUCCUAUAAACAAGUGCUGACAUCAGAUAAACUGUGGUGCCAAAGAGAAGGCUGCACAUCCAGGAUUUCGGGUAACUUUAGCUGCCCUUUGGUGUCAUAGCAAGGUUUUUUAACAUAUUAAUGUGGAGCAAAACACAGAGGUAUGGGUCACUCCUUCAGAAUCAUUUUUGUAGAGGUGCUGAGAGAAGAAAGCCUGACAGGACAUAAGAUUUGUGGAGUUCUGUUGAAGCAUCUGAGCAGAGUGCUCGUGUUAGCUGUGUUCCUGGAGAAGUUACGCUUUUGGAAGUUGGAACAAACUGAUUGGAAGAGAGAUCUGAGAAGUAGUUGUGGAGUGGAAUCCACAGCUUUAUGUUCCAAGUUCUCCUUAUCUUCUGUCCAGCACCUGAAGAGAGCACAUUGCAUAGCUAUUGCCUUGGCAAGACAAGGUAGGUUGCAGUCUUUUUCAGGGCCAGGUUUUUCUUCUAUUCCAACAAAAUAAACAUAUUGUUGGGGACAAUGUUUGGGCCUCUCUGGGAGAGAAAGAAUUGAAAUCUAAGUGUAGUGCAAAACUUUGAGCUAUGCUGGGAGCUCCAAUAGAGGAAAAAAAAAGUUCUGCAUUCACCAGAAGAAUAAAAGCUGGUUUGAAAUCUGUGCUACUGUUCCCUCUUGCCUUGAAAGAAGUGGUUUCAUAGAUAAUUUACUUUCUGAUUGGUUUGGUUUGCACUCGUCCCUGCUCUUAGGCCUGUCUUGCUGUGGAAGGCAUUUUCUUGUGACAUGAAGUACUG
Molecule: messenger RNA, 1446 nt
Organism: Colius striatus (speckled mousebird)
Lineage: Eukaryota; Metazoa; Chordata; Aves; Coliiformes; Coliidae
Gene: IFT22
Product: intraflagellar transport 22
Exons: 5
Coding region: 25-585 (186 amino acids)
Biological process (GO): intracellular protein transport
Cellular component (GO): endomembrane system
Molecular function (GO): GTPase activity
Source: RefSeq, a predicted model, not a curated record